GGCGUCUCCUGUGCGUCUGCGCGGGAAGUGGAAACCAGCGAGGAGGCGAAGCGGUGUGAGGUUCGUCGGGCCAGCAGCGUCGGCUGCUUUGGGUCUGUCCUCGCGGCUAAGCCCGCGGCCCGACCCCUCCGCCGCCAUGCCCAUGAAGGGCCGCUUCCCGAUCCGCCGCACCCUCCAGUACCUGGGCCAGGGAGACGUAGUGUUCAAGGACUCAGUGAAGGUCAUGACGGUGAACUACAACACGCACGGGGAGCUGGGCGAGGGCGCCAGGAAGUUUGUGUUUUUCAACAUACCUCAGAUCCAGUACAAAAAUCCUUGGGUACAGAUUAUGAUGUUUAAGAACAUGACGCCGUCCCCCUUCCUGCGGUUCUAUUUGGAUUCUGGGGAGCAGGUCCUCGUGGAUGUGGAGACCAAGAGCAAUACGGAGAUCAUGGAGCACAUCAGGAAAAUCCUAGGGAAGAACAAAUGCAGCCGCACUCCUUCCUGCCCCACCACGAGAGCGCGUACUGUGGGCCUCACCGAUAUUCCUGGAUGUUGGAUGGAAAAAAUACAGAACAAAAAAAAGUGGAAACUGAGAAACUGUUCAGAUGUCCCUGGAGGAGCCCAGGUGGGAGCUGAAGAUGGGGGCUGUGGGUCUGGAGAGCAGAGGAUCACUGCAGGAUGUGUGCUGGAAGGAGAAGCGACAGCACAUGCAAGUGGGUACAGAUGUGAGGACUGGAGAAUGAAGAGCCAGGAAUGACUCUCGGGUUUCUAGCCUGAACAAUGAAUGGCAUGGUGGAGGGAGCGAGGGUUGGUAGGAAUUCAGAAGUCUGUUUUUGGCCUGUCAAAUA
Mirounga angustirostris (Northern elephant seal) is the source of this 830-nucleotide messenger RNA. It is a transcript of the gene MRPS25, whose product is annotated as mitochondrial ribosomal protein S25. The record is from RefSeq and is a predicted model, not a curated record. Gene Ontology annotation, molecular function: structural constituent of ribosome. The coding region runs from base 137 to 739 and encodes 200 amino acids. NCBI's taxonomy places the organism in Eukaryota, Metazoa, Chordata, Mammalia, Carnivora, Phocidae. The transcript has 5 exons. Gene Ontology annotation, cellular component: mitochondrion.